AUGCCCGUCGCUCCCGCCGCCCCGCUGCUCCAGCUGCUGCUACUGCUAGGGCCGUGGUCCCAGGCUGCGGGCGUCGUGGAGCCGCCGCUGCCCGCCGUGGUCCUUACCAUCCUGGCCCGCAAUGCCGAGCACUCACUGCCCCACUACCUGGGCGCGCUGGAGCGGCUGGACUACCCCCGGGCCAGGCUGGCCCUCUGGUGUGCCACGGACCACAACACGGACAACAGCACGCAGAUGCUGCAGGAGUGGCUGGCCGCUGUGGGUGACGACUAUGCCACUGUGGUCUGGAGGCCCGAGGGGGAGCCCAGGUCCUAUCCAGAUGAAGAGGGUCCCAAGCACUGGACCAAAGAAAGGCACCAGUUUCUGAUGGAAUUGAAACAGGAAGCCCUGACCUUUGCCAGGGACUGGGGGGCUGACUACAUCCUGUUUGCAGAUACAGACAACAUUCUGACCAACAACCAGACGCUGAGGCUUCUGAUAGAGCAGGGGCUGCCUGUCGUGGCCCCGAUGCUGGACUCCCAGACCUACUACUCCAAUUUCUGGUGUGGGAUCACGCCCCAGGGCUAUUACCGUCGCACGGCCGACUACUUCCCCACCAAGAACCGCCAGCGCCGGGGCUGCUUCCGGGUCCCUAUGGUCCAUUCUACCUUCCUGGUGUCCUUGCGGGCUGAGGGGGCAGCCCAGCUCGCCUUCUACCCUCCUCAUCCCAACUACACCUGGCCCUUCGACGAUAUCAUUGUCUUCGCCUAUGCCUGCCAGGCCGCUGGGGUCACGGUCCACGUGUGCAAUGAGCACCGUUAUGGGUACAUGAACGUGCCCGUGAAAUCCCACCAGGGGCUGGAGGACGAGAAGGUCAACUUCAUCCACCUAAUCCUGGAAGCGCUGGUGGACGGUCCCCCCAUGCGGGCCUCAGUGCACGUGUCCCGGCCCCCAAAGAGACCCAGCAAGAUGGGGUUUGAUGAGGUGUUUGUCAUCAGCCUGGCCCGCCGGCCCGACCGCCGGGAGCGCAUGCUAAGCUCGCUCUGGGAGAUGGAGAUUUCUGGGCGGGUGGUGGAAGCUGUGGACGGCCGGACACUCAACAGCAGUAUCAUGAGGAGCCUCGGCGUGGACCUGCUGCCCGGCUACCAGGACCCCUACUCGGGCCGCACACUGACCAAGGGCGAGGUGGGCUGCUUCCUCAGCCACUACUCCAUCUGGGAGGAGGUGGCGGCCAGGGGUCUGGCCCAGGUCCUGGUGUUUGAGGACGACGUGCGUUUUGAGAGCAACUUCCGGGGGCGACUGGAGCGGCUGAUGGAGGAGGUGGAGGCAGAGAAGCUGCCGUGGGACCUAAUCUACCUGGGUCGGAAGCAGGUGAACCCCGAGGAGGAGGCCGCUGUGGAGAGGCUGCCGCAUCUGGUGGUGGCGGGGUACUCCUACUGGACCCUGGCCUAUGUCUUGAGCCUGGCGGGAGCUCGCAAGCUGCUGGCCUCCCAGCCCCUGUGCCGAAUGCUGCCUGUGGACGAGUUCCUGCCCAUCAUGUUUGACCGGCACCCCAACGAGCAGUACAAGGCGCACUUCUGGCCGCGGGACCUGCGCGCCUUCUCCGCCCGGCCGUUGCUCGCUGCCCCCACGCACUACGCAGGGGACGCUGAGUGGCUCAGCGACACGGAGACAUCCUCGCCCUGGGACGAUGACAGCGGCCGCAUCAUCAGCUGGAGCGGCUCUCACAAGACCCUGCGUGGCCCCCACCUGGACCUAGCUGGCAGCAGUGGGCACAGCCUCCCCCCACCACCCCACCCCCGGGAUGAGCUCUAGGGCUGGGCAGUGACUCCAGAGAACCACCCGGGAGCAGGCUGCCGCUGGCCAGGGAGCAGAGUUGGAAAUAGCUUCAGGAGUCGCCACCAGGAGCCACAGACCCCACAGAGACCCGACUGUCACCUUAGGCAUGGCCACUUUGUCUUCUGGCUCCCUCUUGCAUUGGGAGAAACCACUCCAAGAUGGGCCCCUUCUCUGAAGGUCAUGGAGAGAAAAGGCAGGGCUCACAGGCCCUCUCACCCUGCCUGGUCUGACUCAGGGCCUGGGGUGGAGGGAAGGAGGGGGGCUCCCCAGCCUUCGGCUUCAAGCUGGACAGAUGCCGGGAGCCCUGCCCUCUCUGUGGACCCAACUGCUGGGGCCCCUCCGCCACCUUCUACCUCCACCCCAGCCCCCUCCCCACUCGACACCUGGGUCUCACUUGCCUGGGCCCAUCCUCUCCGCUGGCCACUGGGAAGUGCAGGGAGGUGGGAGGAGAGCCCUUGCAGGCCUGGUACCCAGCACAGAGUAGGCCCUCAAUAAAAGCCAGCUGGUGUUUGCACUUUA
Messenger RNA from Enhydra lutris kenyoni (northern sea otter), 2337 nucleotides. Its product is annotated as cerebral endothelial cell adhesion molecule. Lineage: Eukaryota; Metazoa; Chordata; Mammalia; Carnivora; Mustelidae. The record is from RefSeq and is a predicted model, not a curated record. The transcript has 13 exons. Bases 1 to 1794 code for a protein of 597 amino acids.